AUGUUAACCUUAGAAUUCACAAUACUCUACUUCAACUGUCCUGACAAAAUGAAACGUAUCGAAAGAAUGUUUAAACGGGCAGACUACAAGGACGUAUCGCUUGCGCUCACGUUCACACGUCCGACCGGCAGCCGUUCGCGGCUUAGGGUUAGGUUCGGGAGAGGGUGGACCGGAAGGGGUGCCGAGAUACAGGGUGUAGACUACCUCUACGGAGGCAAAAAGGGUAUUAUUGUUUUUAUUACCAUCUCCAGCAGCCUUUAUGUAAUACACAGCUGCCAUCUCGAAGGUCCGGAGGAUACAAUCCACCUAGGUAAUCCUACGGAAAUCAAAUACGACUGGUCCGACUGUCCUGCGUGCUACGUAAGAUGGCAGGAGGAAGCGGAAGAAAUGGACGAAAUACGUAGGGAGGUGACGGAAAUAUCGAAUGAGGUACUGGACUGGGAGGAGGAAAUGCUGGACGAUAUGCAAAUAGAGGCUGAAAUGGAAGAAGCCCUAUGGGGUCAGUUUGACUGGGAGGAAGAGAACCUAAACGAUAUGCAGAUGGAUGCUGAAAUGGGAGAAGCCCUUCAGGGUCAAGUUGACCUGGAUUGUCAGGUAGUGGUCUGGCGUAGGUGCGGACCUUCUUCCUAA
Messenger RNA from Paramuricea clavata, 630 nucleotides. NCBI's taxonomy places the organism in Eukaryota, Metazoa, Cnidaria, Anthozoa, Malacalcyonacea, Plexauridae. The record is from the annotation of a GenBank genome assembly.